Messenger RNA from Scatophagus argus, 2799 nucleotides. RefSeq lists its product as uncharacterized. Lineage: Eukaryota; Metazoa; Chordata; Actinopteri; Scatophagidae. Gene Ontology annotation, molecular function: protein binding. The transcript has a single exon. The coding region runs from base 262 to 1146 and encodes 294 amino acids. The record is from RefSeq and is a predicted model, not a curated record.
UUGACGUUAUGCUAUUCCACGCAUGCGCACCGGUGCUAUACUGCAGGGAAGAAUUCCGCAGCUGUCAGGAGCCGUGGAAUGUGAGUCGGUCACUUCAGAAAUGACUUGUUAGUCUAGUCUUAACUCAGCGUGUUUGAGUAGAGUUAAGGCUUCUGUGUUCUCUCCGCGUAGCUCCACAGCUCCUGAAGUAAUGGUGUGGAAGGACUGUGUUUAACCCCUUCAGGACAUUCCUUAAGUUACGUUACUCGGUAGCUUGUCGCCAUGGCCUCUCUAACCGUCAGCUCAGCGGCUCGGAACACUGAAAAGCAUCGCAAGUCCUUCUCGCUGCUCUUCUACCGGGCAGUGCGGGACCUGAAGCCGGUGUGGAUGCUGGAAGACAUGCGGACGAUGGAGACUUUUUACCAAGAGGAUAACGCCAGCCAUAGGAUUUACACCCCGUCAGAAGCGUUGCUCUACGCUAUAGUUCACGAUCAUCAGGCGUAUGCCCAGUACCUCCUCAGCCGGUACUCUGACGAAGCGUUAGCAAAGCCGGGAGAGCGCUUCUGCUGCUGCCCCUCCUCCGCCCCGCACCUGGCCAUGGCUGUCCGCUACGACAGGCGCUGCAUUCUCAGCCUCAUCCUACAGGAAACUCACCGGGUACCCAGCACGCCCCCCUACACGGACAGAGCCGGGUGUUUUCACAUGGAGGACGGCAGGACCCCUUUACAUCUGGCCUGCGAGCUCCUGCGACCCGAAGCGGUCAUCCUGCUGCUGGGGAACGGAGCGUCACCGCACACCCAGGACCACAACGGCUUGACCCCGCUGGAUGUCACUCUGGAGAAACUCAGGGACUCCAAGCAGCUGAACGGCGUGGAAAGGAGGCAGUGUCUGGACAUCCUACUCAUGUUCAUGCCAAAGGUUCACUUUAAAAUGAAAGGAGCUCUGGGCAAAGAGCCGGAGCGCUGGAGCGAGGUGCUGGGAGAGGACACGUACAAGUACUUGGCAGGAAGUAGUCCAGGCCCGCUGGUCCUUAUUGCUAUGCAGACUAUUCUGAUGCAGCUGAGCCCCGCGACCUUCCCCGACAGCUUGCAUGAGCUGCCCAUCCCCUCGUCCCUCAAACCGCCGGGUCUGCCUGUAGCCCAGCGGGACAGGCAGAGGCUAAUGUAGCAUCAGCGUGACGUGCUGCAUGCUCCACUGUGUGAAAACUCUUCUUGUUUAGCAUGGUGUGUGUGUGUGUGUGUUUGAUAGGAUUGUAUGCCUAUAAAGCAGUAACACUUCAUUAUAGGGCUGCACAAAUAAACACUAGUCAGGGAACAAAAGAGUCUUAUCUUAACAUGUGGCUGUUCUCACACUGUUAGCUCACUGACUGAAUUAACUGUGAGCUGUAGGUUGGCUGGACUGUAGAGGUUGUUAACCCUACCCCAGCCGUCAGUGGGAAAAACGGCCAUAAUCGUUAAACAGCCAUAAUCUUUAACCUUUUUCUCUAAUUCAGGAAUUAAUAAUCUGUUUAUUUGUCCGAGCUCAUUCUGAAGUGUUACUCGUACUGCUGUAUUGAAGCCACUGUGUCAUAUCAGAUCAGCAGAUCAACACUGAUGACAGUCUACGCAGACUGCGUUACUGUUAUGUUUGAUUUAUUUGGGUUGUAUUUAACAAUAAGGUCGAAGAAAGUGAUCUUAUAGGUUAUUUCGAGGGUGACUUGAAAAGUCUUCGGAUGAUCAUUGUUAUUUUUAAAUGAAUAAAAAUACAAGUGACGUUCUCGUUUAGUUUUUGUUCACUCCUGUGCACGCCGUUGGACAUGUUUGGGAAUAUCUGCUGGUUGUCAUCACGCAAUAAAUGACUAAUGUCUUGUUGGUAACGAGAACCAGCUGAGCACGUUUGAUGACAAAAUGAACUCUUUAGAGAAACAAGCCCUGUUUUCACACAGCACCGUGACUACAAACUAAGUAGACAGACAUCACAGAGGGACAACAGGCUUCUCAGGCAGGAACGAGUGUCAGUGUCAAAGUCUGUUUGUGUUAGUUUGCUCAGGUGGGACAAUGGACACAGAGGUCAGAGACACAAAUCGCCACACAGAGAGGGCUGGACAGUGCAAAAAUGUUUGUUUUUGUGUUUUAUCAUAAGAAACUCUUCUGUUUGAAUGAAUUAGUAAACGUUUAUUGAGAACUUUAACACAUGUUGAACAGUUGACUGCAUUGUUAGGUAGCUGUGUGUAGCUGUGAGGUCUUCAAUCACACUCACACACUUUCUUUAACAUUCACCUUAACUGAACCAGUGAUAAAGGGACAUUUCACCUUCAGUUGACGGUGAUUAAUUUAUUGAUCAAGUUAUUUGCUUUUGAAGUGUUGGUUUGCUGCUCAGAAAAAGGUGUAUUGAUUGCUCAUAGUGUUAUGAGACAACACAUGUAUAUGCUUUAGCUAUUGAAAAACAUCUGUAACAGACUCCUGUCACAAACUGAAUAUACAUUUCAUGUCCCAGUCUGUACACAGCUAACAUUUCCAGCACAGUUUGUGCUUUUGACUACACCUCCAGUGUACACAUGUUGUUGCUGCUGCUGCUAUGCCAUACUGCUCUAUUCUACAUAAAACUAACAUAACGGUUAAAGAUCGACAUAUAAAUAAAAGUACAUAUCAAAAAAAGAUGCCUGCACAGAUUCUUUGUGUUAUGCACGUCUGUUUGCAGCGAGCUGGUUUACUGCAAAUCACCAGCAGAGGGCAACAUUGUCUAAUGUUUAGCGCUAAGAACAACAGCUCAACCCACCAAAUGGCUUAAAUGGCUUUUCAGUCAUUAAUUACUCAAAAUUUAGCAAUGGUGGAAAGUAAU